Molecule: messenger RNA, 2359 nt
Organism: Vigna angularis (adzuki bean)
Lineage: Eukaryota; Viridiplantae; Streptophyta; Magnoliopsida; Fabales; Fabaceae
Product: glutamyl-tRNA(Gln) amidotransferase subunit B, chloroplastic/mitochondrial
Exons: 8
Coding region: 208-1854 (548 amino acids)
Biological process (GO): glutaminyl-tRNAGln biosynthesis via transamidation; mitochondrial translation
Molecular function (GO): glutaminyl-tRNA synthase (glutamine-hydrolyzing) activity
Source: RefSeq, a predicted model, not a curated record
CGUUUAAGGGUUUAAGGCUGUCAGUGGGUUAUCACCAUUGUUGUCUUCCUCAGUCAUCGUUGGCCAAGAACGCAGCAAGUUGGAAAAAGAAAAUGCAAAUUUUGGGCACAAAAUUUCUUCGUUGUUGAGAACAGGACAACAAUUGGGUCUGCGAAUUUUGAUUUCUAAGGUUAUUUUGUUACGUCAUCUUUUCUAAUAACUCCCAAAAUGGCGUCUGCAAUAUUCAGAAGCUUUCAAGUUCACCCUUUUCUGCUUUAUCCAACAACGUUACUCAGACAAAGAAAUGGGGUUUAUCAUUUGACGACGAAAGCCACACAAUCUCAAACGGACACCCAACAGCGGCAACCUCAGACAAAGGUUUCAACAAGCAGCACCCAGUCCAAAAAGCUUGACAAAAUCCCAAAAAACUAUGAAGCCAUCAUUGGCAUUGAAACACAUGUUCAGCUCUCCACUCAGACCAAAGCCUUUUGUGGUUGCCCUUACCAUUACGGUUCUCCACCCAACAGCAGCAUUUGCCCCAUUUGCAUGGGCUUGCCGGGUGCUUUACCUGUUUUGAACUCCAAGAUCAUUGAGUUUGCUGUCAAAUUGGGCCUUGCUCUUAACUGCAACUUGGCUUUCAACUCCAAGUUUGAUAGGAAGCAGUAUUUCUACCCUGACCUUCCAAAAGGGUACCAGAUUUCUCAGUUUGAUGUGCCAAUAGCAUCAGCUGGUUUUCUUGAUGUGGAUAUUCCAGUUGAGUUUGGCGGGGGCCACAAGAGGUUUGGCAUUACAAGGGUUCACAUGGAAGAGGAUGCAGGAAAGCUCCUACACGCAGAGAAUGGAAAUUACUCACAGGUUGAUCUUAAUAGGGCAGGGGUACCUUUGCUUGAGAUAGUUUCUGAGCCUGAUAUGAGAAAUGGUAUUGAAGCAGCAGAAUAUGCUGCAGAACUACAGAGGUUGGUGAGGUAUUUGGGAGUGAGCAAUGGCAAUAUGCAAGAAGGUUCUCUUCGUUGUGAUGUAAAUGUAUCAAUACGACCUAUCGGGCAAUCAAAGUUUGGGACUAAGGUUGAAAUAAAAAAUUUGAACUCAUUUUCUUCAGUGAGUAGAGCAAUUGAUUUUGAAAUUUCAAGGCAGGUGGAACUUCAUAGUCAAGGCCAGGAAGAUCAGAUAGUACAAGAAACUCGGUUAUGGGAAGAAGGCUCUCAGAGAACAAUUACAAUGAGGAAAAAGGAAGGGCUUGCCGAUUAUCGAUAUUUUCCAGAACCAGACCUUCCAGCAGUAAUUCUUUCUCAGGAAUAUGUUGAUGAUAUAAUAGAAUCUUUACCAGAGCUCCCAGAAAUUAAGCGGAGAAGAUAUGAGCAGAUGGGCUUAAGCAUGCAAGAUGUUCUUUUCCUGGCUAAUGAUAAAAAUAUUGCAGAAUUUUUUGAUGCAACUCUUGCAAAAGGUGCUGAUCCAAAGCUAGUCGCCAAUUGGAUAAUGAGUGAUAUUGCUGCUUUCAUGAAAAAUGAAAAGUUAACCAUAAAUGAAAUAAAGCUUACACCUGAAGAGUUGUCUGAGUUGAUAGCUUCCAUCAAAGGUGGAACCAUUAGUGGCAAGAUUGGGAAGGAGGUAUUAUUUGAGCUAUUAGCUAAAGGUGGAACUGUUAAGGACCUCAUAGAGAAAAAGGACUUGGUUCAGAUAGUAGAUCCCAAUGAAAUUGAAAAAAUGGUGGAGAAAGUGAUUGCUGAGAAUCCAAAACAAGUGGAACAAUAUCAAGGAGGCAAAACUAAACUACAAGGUUUUUUUGCCGGCCAGGUAAUGAAAUUAUCUAAAGGCAAGGCAAAUCCAGGUCUCCUAAACAGGAUCCUCCUGGAAAAAUUGAAUUCUAAGAGCUGAUGAUAAUAGAUUGUUAUAUCUACACUCAUUACUCUGUGCUUAGCAUUAUUUCCAACUUGUUAAGUGGUGAUCCUUGAUAAAACUGUUAUGCAGCCAAUAGACAAAUUGGAAAUGACAAGUGAUGAUGAAACGUUCUUGUGUGCUCAUUUCUUGCCAAACUAAUUGGUUCUAUUGAAUACAUAUGUCAGCUGAUUUUUGAAAUAAACAGUGUAUAUUUUGAGUUCUAAAAGUGGUAUAGGAUUUCUGCUUCAACUGUUGAGAUAGAAGUGCUCCAUCCUAUCUAUUUCUUCGGCAGCAAACACAAGCAUUAUAUGGUGUGCUUUAUAGGUACAAUAUUUCCAAAAGCACGUGAUUUAUAUUUACAUUUCCAAUAAAUUUAUGGCUUAAAAGUCUCUUUGCAUAUCUCAUGUAUUUGGCAUGUAACAAGUAUAUUUUGGUAUUAUUCCCUUGUCAAAACAAUAUCAAGAGCAUAAAUGUAUUUGGUUUCAUGUCUGUUAUACUGUAA